Pelodiscus sinensis (Chinese soft-shelled turtle) is the source of this 2450-nucleotide messenger RNA. The record is from RefSeq and is a predicted model, not a curated record. Lineage: Eukaryota; Metazoa; Chordata; Testudines; Trionychidae.
GGAGACCACGUUUGUUUUGCCUCUGAAGUGACAGCAAUGACGUUUCCUGUUCAGGAUGCACCCACAGACCUGCCCCCUUCACGAUCUGCUGGCAUCCAUGGGAUGGUUCCCUACAGAUACAGAGUGAGAGGGAAUGUGGAUGACUUGAUAGCUGCACCUCGGAGUCAGAAGAUCCAGCACACAAACAGCAAUGCCUCUUUCAUUCUUUAGCCAGAGUAGAACCACUUCAGGAGAAGAGGUCAUAUGUUUCCAGAGUAAAUACCAAUGAAAAAUCAAACCACAAUCACUGAAUUUAUUCUCCUUGGACUUUCCACUGACCCAUGGAUGCAGAUUUUCCUCUUCCUGGUGUUUUUAAUUAUUUACAUGACGACUCUGGUUGGGAAUGUGUUGAUAAUGCUGGUGAUAAAAGCUGAUUCUCACCUGCACAACCCCAUGUACUUCUUUCUCUUCCAUUUAUCCUUUGUCGAUAUCUGCUAUUCCUCCGUCACGGUACCUAAAAUGCUGGUGAACUUCCUAGCGGAGCACAAAACUAUUUCUGUCCAUGGCUGCAUUAGCCAGAUGUUCUUCUUCAUUCUCACAGCCGGGACGGAGGUUUUCAUUCUCUCAGCCAUGGCCUACGACCGCUACGUGGCCAUCUGCCACCCAUUGCGUUACAUGCAGAUAAUGAGCAAAAGGAUCUGUGUUCAGCUGGUGAGCGGGGCAUGGACGGUCGGAAUUAUCUAUGCCCUGCUUAACAUGGGUUUGGCCCUCAAGUUGCAUUUCUGUGGGCCCAAUCAAAUUUUCCAUUUUAGCUGUGAGCUCCCUCAGCUAUUACAGCUGUCCUGCACGGAGACCUUCACCAAUGAAAUGGUGCUUCUGACUUCCGCUGUGAUACUCGGAGCCGCCUCCUUCCUCCUCACCUUGGUCUCCUACAUCCCCAUCAUCGCCACCAUCCUGAGGAUCCGCUCUGCACAGGGCCGGCGGAAAGCCUUCUCCACCUGCAGCUCCCACCUGAUUGUGGUUGGGUUCUUGUACCUGGCAGCGUUUAGCCAGUACACAAAAUCCAGCUCUGUCUCCUCUACGGUGUUGGAGGAAAUGUUCUCCAUCCAGUACAGCAUCCUGACUCCCAUGUUGAACCCCAUCAUCUACAGCCUGAAAAACAAGGAGGUGAAAACAGCGGUGGCGAAAUUACUGCGGACAUUCAAGGGAUGAUGAUGGGGCAUUGAGUUUCCUGUAUGAGAACAUGCUUCAGAUAGGAACAUGACGUAACUCCGAGGUGCUCUGCGCAGGAUGGCUCAUGGAAGGCAUCGUUGGAAAGGUUGCGAUUUGCUGAAUAUGAGCAUCCCAUUCGUAGGCACGUCUCUUUGGAGCUGAAGUGAAGAAGAUUGACCGGUGUAUCUAGAUUUCGUGUUUGCUGUCCUGGGUCGCCUCCCCGCCAGCGCUUCAGGGAUUACAACGGAAAAGCCAGAGUGAGCUGAUGGCCCAUCAGCUUAUACAUUGGGCUGUGAAUUGUCUUGGCCUUCCUGCAGAUGUUCCAUAAUGUGGCAGCACCCUGGACUGCCGACCUGUUCCACAGUGGAGUGGGUGGGAAAUCAAACAAGCCCUACCAUGGGGGGUGGAGAGAGGGGGGAACUGGAGGCCAGGGGGCAGAUGGAGGCCAGGGUCUUCCCCACCCCCCAGAGCAGCUGGAUGGCAGAUGGGUCAUCUGGAAGCCAGGGCCAGGACAUCCAGGAGACUGGGAGGCAGGGGCUGCCCCAAGAGAGCCCCCAGACGUGGGAAGGAGGAGGGCACGGGGGUAGCUGCGGGCAGGGGCUGGCCCACAAACUGGAGGUGAUAGGGGGCAGCUGGAGGCUUGGGAUGGCCCUGGCUGCUCCCCCAGGAGCCGCUGGCCAGGGAACACAACCUCAGACCCCCAGGAGGAGUGGCUUCCAGAGCAGCGACACCCUGCAGGUAGCCCCAGUAAAUCCCUCAAGGCUGCCCAGCCCCCCUUCCCUCAGCCUUCUGCCGUGGGUCCUGCACCCUCACACUCUGCCCUGACCCCUGCACUCCCAAUCUCUGCCUGACUCCUGCACCCCCAAACCCUGCCCUGAGCCCCACACAGCCAAAACCAUGCCCUAACGACAGCUGGGCCUUCACCCACCACUCGUGCUCUCCCUAUCCAUUGUUACCAGGAACCCCGGCACUGCACCCAGUGAUAGACUUCAGGGAGCCCAGUGGUUUUUUUCAGCCCUGAAAAGCUGCAGCACCCAAGCCCUUUUGUGAAUUUGGCUCCAACCAUUUUGACUUUUCUUUCCCUCUGAAACAUUUUAUUGUGCAGCCUGCCCCUCCGGGGGGAGGUGGGAGGAGAAACACUAAAAAGGGGUAAAACUACCCAGAAAUGAACGAAAAGUCUUGGGCAGCUGAUUGGCUGGUUGGCUGGUUACAAAUUGAACAAAAACAGGUUUUUGUUUUGGCGAGAGACACAUUAAAUA